Pipistrellus kuhlii (Kuhl's pipistrelle) is the source of this 2411-nucleotide messenger RNA. RefSeq names its product distal membrane arm assembly component 2 (gene DMAC2). NCBI's taxonomy places the organism in Eukaryota, Metazoa, Chordata, Mammalia, Chiroptera, Vespertilionidae. The transcript is spliced from 6 exons. The coding region runs from base 56 to 829 and encodes 257 amino acids. The record is from RefSeq and is a predicted model, not a curated record.
GUGGGAUAGGAAAGGGGAAAGGGCCGGCCCCUUCCGGUUACAUAAUCUCCACAAGAUGGCGGCGCCCAGGGCGUGCCUGCGCCUGGUGGCCCCCAUAUGGAAUUUGAGCGCCAGUGGUAGCCGUUGUCUGAGCAGUGCCGUGACCCCUGAGGGCAAUCAGAGGAAGGGGGGGAUGUUGCUCCAAUUCCUGGCUGACCGCUUCUAUGAUGUGGAGGCUUUGAGGGACUAUUUGUUCCAAAAGCAGCUGUCAAAAGUGCACAAGAAAAAUCGAUCCUUCGUCGGCAUCAAGAAACGAUACGGCCCGUACAUCGCAGGAGCCUCCUUUGUCCUGAAGCAGGGAGGCGCAGUCAAAUUCCAAGGCCAAGAGUGGAUUCGGGCCACUGGGCAUGGCUACUCCCGCCUCAAGUUGUUGAAUUUCCAGGCAGUACCUAUAGAGGCGGUGGAUGCCAGUGACUGUGCCAUCAACUACGAAGGCCUGGACAACAUCUUGGCCCUGAAGGAGCUGCAAUCCCUGUUCCUGCAGCGCUGUCCCCAUGUGGAUGACUGGUGUCUCAGCCGCCUCCACCAGCUGGCCAGUUCAUUGCAGGAGCUCUCGCUGGCUGGUUGCCCCCGAAUCUCCGAAAGGGGCCUCGCCUGCCUCCAUCACCUCCAGAACCUCCGCAGGCUGGACAUCUCAGACCUACCUGCUGUGUCCAACCCAGGCCUCACUCAGAUCUUGGUGGAGGAGAUGCUGCCCAAGUGCGAGGUUGUGGGGGCUGAGUGGGCCCAGGGCCUGAAGUCGGGGCCGGAAGAGCAGUCUCAGGACACAGCCAGCCCCCUCCCUACCUAGUCACAGCCCCUCCCCAUCCAGAGGGAUCUCAGCCAGGCGGUAUGGAGUCACUGACAGUUAUACUUCUGGCUUCCAGUUGGGCUCACUCAUUGUGGGGGUUGAGGUGGGACGAGGGAUGUGGCACUGGGGGGUCAGGGAAAGGAGAGCAUGUGGUCCCCACCUCAUGGACUGGCUACACUCUGGACUGAAGGUCACAGCUCCUGUCAUCCUGUCAGGCAGCCUUUCCCACAUACUUCUAGUAACUUCCUUCCUGGCCAGGGUGGGGCUGGUAAGGACUCUCGGUUGCAAGUAGCCCCAGGGAGCUGCAUUCUCUCUGCGGCCUCCCCACUUUGCCCACUACUGUGUUGAGUCUUCUCAAAUGAACCUUUUAAGUGUGCUGUUUCCUACCGCAACCCUAUGGUAUAGGGGUGCUCCUGGCAUCCCAAAGGGAUAGUUAUUCCGUGUGGGACUAGUCAGCUCACUGCAGGGUACGGCAUCUCUUGCCCACACUCACUAAAUGCCAGUAGCAUCCCAAGUCCUAUGAUGUUCCAGCUUAUUGACUGACUGACUUCAGAUUCAAUGUUUUAUCUGCUCUGAAAACUGGACUGGCCUUUGAAAUAUUUUUCCUUUAUUAACUGGCAUGAGCCUUAUCAGUAGGAGGCGCUUGAGAGACUUUGCAGGAAGCAAGGCUUUUGCUUCCUGGUUCCAGCUCACGUGUGCACGCUCCUGCCUCGCUAGCUCUCUGGUGGCCUCUCCCAUGGCCAGGGGGUCAGCAGCCUCCCCUGAAACCCCACCCUGCUCCACCUGGCAGUUUCCUGGAGGUGUAUUUCACUGGGCUACCUCCUGUGAAUGUCCACCACACCCCAGAGGUGAUUUCCAAGGCACCUUACCAGUGAAUCCCUUGUCACUUUAAUUCGCUGUUGGAGUCAAUAAUUCUUAAAAUGUUUCCUGUUCCGAUUGCUGGGCUUUUCCCCCUCUCCAGAUUGGAUCCAAACUGGUAUGGCAUUGGUAUCCAGAGUGUUCCAGGAGCUAGGCUCACAGAGAUGGGACUGAGUCCAGGGCCUGCAGUCUCAGUCAGGCCAUCACGGGUUUAUUGUGAUGAGGUGCAGCUGAAGCACCAGCCCCAGGAGCCCCUCUGGCUGCAGCACUUGACUGCUGUGGCAGCGAUGACCAUUCUAAAGAUAGGCAGGGACAGGUUCUCUGCAGUGCCCUUGAAUGCCUACAGCACAAGGACGAGCUCGGGUCUGCCACCUCAGCUCAAAUCACAGAACUGAAGCACUUCUGUGACAGCCCCUAUGGUUAGUUCUUGUAGCCACAGGGCUGAGUGUACUGAAAAUGCAACACAGCAUCGAUGGUUGAAUUCCUCUCCUCACGUGAAAGUGAGGGUGCUGACUGGUAACAGUGAGAUCUUGAAAUUUCGUACGCUGUUGUCUCAGGAGAAGCACGAUCUUGGAAACUCACCUCACUCAGCCUCCUUAGCAGCAUCUGAGGAGACCACCAGUCUUCCUGUGCUUGAAACCCCCAGAUGUAAUGGGGAAGAAGCCUUGAGAGUGUCCAUUCUCAAGAGUCAUCACAAGCACCCUGCUAUCACUACACCCAUAAA